AAGUAAUGGCUUCCUGCUGCUGAGUGAUACUUCAUCGAAACACAGCUUCCCCAUAUCACACACACACACAAAACGCAGCAGCAGGGGUCUGGUUUUCAUAUCAUAGCAUCAUUAUGUCAAGUCAAAGCGAGCCCACCAUCACAAGAGACAAUCUACUGCAAACUCCUGAACAGGAACACGGCUCCUCAAAACCCAAACAGUUCUCACCUGCCAAUGUACGUAAACUGGGGUUGACGAGGAAGGCGAGAGACAGGAGGGAUUUCCAGGAAAAUGAGAACCCAGAGGAGAGGGAGCGGAGACACAAGGAGCUGGAGCUGAAGCCUCUGUACAAAGAGCUGCUGUACACCAUCGCUCACAGCAUGGGCAAACCGUCCUCCGCCGAGGUCUUCACCGAGAGCCGCCUCCACCAGUACAUCCAGGAGGCGUUCACCAUGACGGAGGCCGAGCACAGCAGCCUGACGGAGAGCGUGCACGGCGCAGAGCCUCCAGUAUACUGCCUCAUGGCCACUGUAAAGGAAGCCAAGGAAAUCCUGGGGAAAGACAUCAGUGGUUUCAGUGACCCGUACUGCCUGCUGACCAUCAUGGAGGAUGAGGAGGAGAGCCGAACACGGCGCUCCAAAGCCAAACCCUCUAAAUCUAUUGUGAAGGACGUUGUGUCCAAUGACAAAAUCUACCAGUCAGAAAUAAAGAAGCAGACUCUAAACCCUAUUUGGAACCAAACCUUCAUACUAGAGUUCAGAGACAUCGCCGGUGCCAGUUUCCAUCUUGAGAUGUGGGAUAAGGACGAAGAGGUUUCACUCACUCAGAAACUGGAGGACAUCAAAACCAACUUAAGCAGUUUAAAAAGGAUGAUCAAGGAUGCCAAAAAGGAGAAAGGCACGGAUGACUUUUUGGGCAAGGUGGUCCUGAAACUACAGGAUCUCCACUGUACUGAAGACAAUUGGUACAACCUGGAGCCCAGAACAGAGACGUAUCCCAAUCGCGGCAAGUGCCACCUGAACCUCAAGUUCAUCCAUAAAGCGAGAGACGGGACGCUGAGUGCCGGUCGCAGUGCUUACACCAACUACUGUGGGAUUCUGCAGCAGUUUGUUCACGCUUACAUCUCCAAGCAAAAGGGAUCCGCUCCGUGGAAAGGGGCGCUGUGCGGCGAGGCUCAGACUCUGCUGGAGUUCUACGCCUCGCAGAACGACCUCUCGCCUUUCCUCCAGGACCUGGCGAAGUGGGUGGCCUACAGCAAGCUGUACCAGAGUCUAGAGGUGGAUUCUUCUGUGCUCCUCCAGCAGCUGACCAGCGUGGAGUACCACUGGCAUCAGCAAGAGCUGCCGCACCAACAGAAACAGGAACUUGGGGACUCUCUUCAUGGUUUCCUGCAGUACGGAUUGUGUCUGGUGGCCAAAUACAGAGACAUCUUCCCCCCGACUCCCAGCGCUACUCCGAAACUACACACACUGCUCAGAAUCCUGGUCCAGAUCUGUAAGACUAAGGCGUUUCAGAAACUGAACCCGGCUAAGUUUGAGUUACACGACGAGAUCCACGAUGCCAUACAGACGGGUACACAGGAGUGGUUCACCAUCAAAAGGGGUCUGCAUCAGCCGAUGACUAAGGACCUGGCAGAGACCGUGAGCGCCCUCUCCAGGUUGAUCGGGGAGGUGCAGGAAGACAUAAAGCACAACAAGGACGCUUGGAAUCGGGUUUUUCUCAGUGCCGUGCAAGUGGACGUGUUUACUGUCGUCUACAAAAGGUUUGACUCCAUGGUGGCAACAGAAGUGAGGAAAACGCUGUCCAUGCUGGAGGGUCAGAUGGAGCAGGCUCUAGCCAACGCCCUUUUCCCUGUGUACCUGAGCCUGCAGGCCAUCCACAAAGACAAGGCUUUCUUAAAGACAAGGGGAUCGCUUGAGUUGACCGAAUUUCAAGAGGGCUUCAGAGAGGCUCUGCCCUACUGGCUGAACCGGGCGUUCAGCCUUACCCAGGACAGGGUGGAGAGGGCUGUGCAGGUGGACCAGCUCCAGCCCCUGCAGUCUGGUGCGGUGCCCAUAAAACACAGCACCUCAGCGGUGGACCUGGUGGCAUGCAUCCAACCCAUCUGCCAGUUGUGGGAGCAGCUGUCCUGGCCCGACCCCGAGGAGGCCUUCAUGCUCAUGGUCAAGCUCACCGAGGAUGUGUGCAAAAUUGUGGUGAACUACUGUCACGCCCUGAAGGAGAGAGUCCGGGUGCUGUCGCAGAACUCCGACCCCGGCAGUGCCAUCAACAUGUUGUGCGUGGUGGUGAACGACCUGGAGCACCUGCGGUCAGUGCUGAGCAAACUGCCCACACAGCUCAACUGGGCCGGGCUUCGGGAUCGGACCCAAAACGUGAUCGGAGAAAGCCAGUUCCACAACACCCUGCCCUCACAGCUGCAGCAAGCCCAGAGCGUCCUCAGCCGAGAGAUCGGCUCCGCUCUGGACACCCUCGGGAAAAAGUUGAACACGGACAUCGAGACUCAAGUCCGGAGCAUGUCAACCAGGAGGAGGAUUCCCUCCAAGUCCACAGAGGACGCCGCAGCCCCUUUGAUGCGCUACCUGGAGCAGGAGCUGCAGUACAUGAAUGAAAAUCUGGUCCAAGAGAACUUCAACAGUCUGCUGACUCCUCUGUGGAAUAACUCGGUGAAGAUCAUCUACCAGGUGUCCACCCGGCAUCCGCAGCAAGAAGGGUUCAUGGUGUUCUGCCAGAGACUGCUGUAUACGCUGCAGUGCCUGGAGCAGUGCUUCCUCGCUGAGGGAAACGGGCUCGCGGAGAAAACGCUCCACUCCCCCGAGUACAUGGUUCUCAAAGCUCACCUGACUCACAACUCUCGGAGCAGCUGGCAGCUUAUUGAGAAGUUCCUUCAGAGGAAAAUACAGGAGCAGAACGUGAACACCUCAGAGAAAUACGGAGCCGUCACCCUCCUGGCUUCCUACAGCAGAUCAGACCAAAGACUCCGAGUUGAAGUGUUGAAUGCGGUCAACCUCUUACCAAUGGACUCUAACGGUCUCAGCGAUCCGUUCGUGCAGCUGAGUCUGGAGCCGAACCACGUUUUCCCAGAGGUGGAGACCCGCUGCACUCGCAUCAAGAGCCGGGACCUCAAUCCGCUUUUUGAGGAGGCCUUUGAAUUUCUGGUAUCCCUGGAUCAGUGCCGGGCUCCAGGGGCAUGCCUGGUGUUGACGGUGCUGGACCACGACAUCUUGAUGACGGACGACUUUGAAGGCGAGGCCUUCCUGGCCCUCAAGGGCCUACCAGGAGUCGCUGGUGAAAUGAAAGGAGAUGGACUCAGCUCACAGCCAGAAGUCACGCCUGCUCAGAUCCGAUUGCCUCUAAUGCAUCCCAAACAUAACGAGGACAGCAUUCUGGCACUACUGGAGUCCAGGAGAGGGGAGCAAGAGGCUCAGGCCUACGUGAAGAAGCGAAGACAGAGAGAGAGACAGUCCCAGGAGGGCAUUCAACCCUAAAAAAAACAACUCAAAGACAACUUCUUCCUUCAAAAAAUAUACAAUUUAUUUUGAAUGAUCUGUACCAAAUUGGCGUCGGAUGAGUUGCGUUAGUGAGCAUGGGUUUACCGAAGAGGGAUCAUCAACCCUUUCACAGCGGAUUCAAACCUCAUCACCUCACACAUCUGGCUGCUUCCUGAUGCUAGGUCUUAAUCAGUGCAAGAAAUAAGUAUGGUAUCACUUAACUAUGUGUGUAUAUAUAUGUAUUGGACUAUAUUUGACACACAAAAAAAUGUCAAAGAAUACUACAAAUGUAAAAAAAAAAAUAAAAAAAAAAAAAAAAUGUUGGCAAAGAAACCGUUGAGACGUUGAUUUGAAACAAAAAGUGGGCCGCGUUUUAAUAAAAGUUGGUACGUCCAA
Molecule: messenger RNA, 3863 nt
Organism: Pungitius pungitius (ninespine stickleback)
Lineage: Eukaryota; Metazoa; Chordata; Actinopteri; Perciformes; Gasterosteidae
Gene: unc13d
Product: unc-13 homolog D (C. elegans)
Exons: 33
Coding region: 114-3464 (1116 amino acids)
Biological process (GO): secretion
Cellular component (GO): exocytic vesicle
Source: RefSeq, a predicted model, not a curated record